This is a messenger RNA of Sclerotinia borealis F-4128, 396 nucleotides long. The record is from the annotation of a GenBank genome assembly. NCBI's taxonomy places the organism in Eukaryota, Fungi, Ascomycota, Leotiomycetes, Helotiales, Sclerotiniaceae.
AUGAAUAUAAUUCUGGAUCUCGACCAAAACGAUUAUCUUUACAACUUGACAUCAGAAACCGAUGUUUUUGGCGAACUGAUCGAUUGUUUCCGCAUAUGCAUGGAAGAUGAAAAUGCAUAUGCGGGAAAUGGAAUGGGGAUAUAUGAUAACCAAGAUCCGCUACCAGUGUUUAGGGAAUUUUUGGAUUUAGCGGAGAAGAGAGAGAGGAUUUUGCCGACAUGGUGGAAUCAGGAGAAGAGGGGUUUGCGUGAGAGGAUGGCGGGGUCGGAUGCUUGGUAUAAUAUUAAUUGCGCGGUGGGGAAGAGUGAUAUUGUGGAGCAUUAUAAGGAGGGUAUGAAGCCGGCGAAGUUGAGGAUUUUGGGGGAGAAGAUUUAUGGGAGGGGGUUUACUAUGUGA